AUGACUCUCCCCCAGUCUUCCUGGAACAACCCCAGGGUGUCUAUGUCAUCAAGAACAAACCCGCCUCCAUCACGUGCCGCGCUGCCCACGCCCUCAAAGAGAAUCAUGUCGGACAAUAUCCUUGUGGCUGUCCGUGUAAGGCCACUGAUCACACGGGAGGAGGCAGAGUCCGCCACUCUUCAUUGGAAAAUUGGUCAUGAACACACCAUUACACAAGUUGAUGGAUCUAACAAACCUGUGUGUGCUCCAUACCAGUUUGACAAAGUGUUGGGGAUAGAUUAUGAUAAUGAGGGCGUGUACACUGAAGUGGCAGAACCCAUUGUUGAAGCUGCUCUUGAUGGUUUCAAUGGAACUAUUUUUGCUUAUGGUCAGACAUCAUCUGGCAAGACAUUCACCAUGAUGGGUGACAAAAAUUUCCCUGGAAUCAUUCCCGCCAUUCAAAACAUAUUCCGUGGUAUUGAGAACACACCAGAUCGUGAAUAUCUUAUAAGAGCAUCCUACAUGGAAAUCUAUAAUGAAAGUAUAACUGAUUUACUUGUUGGUCGUGAGUCACGAAAAUUGCUGCACAUAAGAGAGGAUCAGUCAGGAAAUGUUUAUGCUGCUGAUUUGAAGGAGGAGUGUGUUAAUUGUGAAAAGAAUUUACUGGAAUUAAUGAGAAGAGGAGACAAGAAUCGUCACAUAGGAACAACAAACAUGAAUGAACGUAGUUCUAGAUCUCACACAAUUUUUCGAUUGAUCUUGGAAUCCCGUGAAAGAAGUGAAGGAGAUGGUAGUGAAGGGCCAAUUUCAAAAUAAAGAUACCUAACUGUU
Molecule: messenger RNA, 810 nt
Organism: Cherax quadricarinatus
Lineage: Eukaryota; Metazoa; Arthropoda; Malacostraca; Decapoda; Parastacidae
Biological process (GO): mitotic cell cycle; microtubule-based movement
Cellular component (GO): microtubule
Molecular function (GO): microtubule binding; ATP binding; microtubule motor activity
Source: RefSeq, a predicted model, not a curated record